GAAGGUGCAGUGGAGAUGGCAUGGCUUCGAUGGAUAGGGACAUGCAUGCUGAUCUCCCUCACUUCUGCUUUGCUCCAUCCGUCGCAUACUCGAAAUGGGCUUGAGUUGGCUGAGAAGCCAUCUUUGAGACCCUCGGGACGUGUGAGCUUGAGACCUCAGAGAAAGUCUGUAGAAGAUGAUGGGAGGCAGCAGCUUGCAAGGCUCCGGGGAGGGCGGCACGAGGUCGAGUCCUCUAAGCAAGGGACGGGCACUCCGUUCGAGCUGUUCGUAUGCGUGUUCGGAAUCUACUUCUGCUACCUCUACUACGGUGUGCUGCAGGAGGAUCUCAUGACCUCCAAGUAUGGAGCUGACGGCAAGAGUUUCAAGGAGGUCUGCUCCUUGCUCUUCGUGGUUGCAGUGCAAUGCGCCAUCGGCGCUCUCUUCUCGAGGGUCUCGUGCGGAUUCUCCCCGCAGCCAGCGACCGGGUGGCAGUCCAUGGAGGACUUCAAGGGCUUCAGUGGGCGGUUGUGGCCGAUGUACAUGCAAGUCGGCUUCUGCUACGUGCUGGCGAUGCUCUUCAGCAAUGCAGCUCUCUUCUACAUCAGCUAUCCCACUCAGGUCAUUGUCAAGUCGUGCAAGAUGAUUCCUGUCAUGGCCGUCAACGUCCUCUGGAGGGGAAAGUCCUACCCGCUCGCUGCUUACGUCAGAGUCCUCAUGGUCACCAUCGGAAUCAUCUGCUUCACCUUCUUCAAGAAGAGCGCCAAGGCUAUCAAGACCGCUCAGACAUCAGCCGUCGGGCUCGCUCUCGCCCUUUUGUCUCUGGUGAUGGACGGGUUCGUCAGUCCAACUCAGGAGGAGAUCUUCUCCAAGUAUUUCUCCUCCACUCACCAGAUGAUGUACUACACCAACUUGUGGGCGAUGGUUCUCCUCCUCCUCACGAUGCUCGUGACGGGUGACGGGUCAAAAGCUGUAAAAUACGUGGUGCAGCAUCCGCAGGUGUUGAGCAAGAUCAUUCAGUUCGGCCUCAUGUCGGCGACUGGGCAGUUCUUCAUCUUCUUUCUCGUCCGCUCGUUCUCAGCCCUCACCCUCGUCACCGUCACGACAACUCGCAAGUUCUUCACGGUAUUGGCCUCCGUCUUCUGGUUCAAACACAAGCUGGAGCUGGGCCAGUGGCUCUCAGUCGCUGUGGUGUUUGCGGGGCUCGGGUGGGAGGAGGCGAACAAGUACAUCCAGAAGCAGCGAGCUCGUCUGGCCGCGCAAGCUCCACCCCCAGCCCCACCCCAGGAGAGCCUGCCCAACAGCACGGCAGCUGAGGAGCAGCCGGCGGCAGAGGCGGCACAGAGCGCAGAGGGUGUCGAGGCGCGAGAGGAGGCAGCAGGGCAGGAGGAGGAAGCAAAGACUUCAGAUGGAGCGAAGAGCGAGGAAGGAGCAGAAGCGAGCUGAGAAGAGGACGAGGAGGAGAUUACAUGAUGAUUUUAACAAACCAUGGUUAUCAAAGUUAGGAGUACAGCCCGAGCAAGCAACACUAGAGCUCGGGGACAUCG
Molecule: messenger RNA, 1523 nt
Organism: Guillardia theta CCMP2712
Lineage: Eukaryota; Cryptophyceae; Pyrenomonadales; Geminigeraceae
Exons: 21
Coding region: 16-1422 (468 amino acids)
Biological process (GO): UDP-galactose transmembrane transport
Cellular component (GO): Golgi membrane; endoplasmic reticulum membrane
Molecular function (GO): UDP-galactose transmembrane transporter activity; UDP-glucose transmembrane transporter activity
Source: RefSeq, a predicted model, not a curated record